Molecule: messenger RNA, 941 nt
Organism: Sinocyclocheilus grahami
Lineage: Eukaryota; Metazoa; Chordata; Actinopteri; Cypriniformes; Cyprinidae
Product: serine/arginine repetitive matrix protein 3-like
Exons: 8
Coding region: 237-941 (234 amino acids)
Molecular function (GO): mRNA binding
Source: RefSeq, a predicted model, not a curated record
GAGUCAGUAUUGCAGUGCGCCGCGGUUGCUCCUCCUGAGCGCUGGCGGGCGCUGCGCCUGACGCGGUUCGGCUCGAAUCGUCCCGUUCUCGGCUGCUGCGCUGCUGCGCUGCCGCUGUCCAGUACUGAGCGUUCAGCACCACGAGCGGUGGACAGCUCCCGACCCUCCGAGGAAAGCACAGCAGACCGCCGCAGAACCGCUUCAGCCGGCCUCAUCUACCACCGAGCGCUGUGGCCAUGUACGAUGGGGCGAGGGUUCCCUCCCCUGAGGACGCCGCUAAUGGGGUCCCGCUGCAGCCCGAGACCCCCGCGGCCACACAUCCCAAAGCUAACGAGGAGCCGGAGGAGAAAGAGGGCAUCCCACCUGAGCCGGUCCUGGUGAAGAAGGCUCACCGUGAGAUUCUGGACCAUGAGAGGAAGAGGAGGGUGGAGCUGAAAUGCAUGGAGCUUCAGGAGAUGAUGGAGGAACAGGGGUAUUCCGAAGAAGAAAUCCGACAGAAGGUUGGAACGUUUCGGCAGAUGCUGAUGGAAAAGGAGGGUGUGAUAACUCGAGAAGGCUUGCACCCACGUCCACCGAUCAGGCUGCUUCCUCACGGGGAUGAAGAUCAUAUGGAAAACGCUGCGUACAUUGACGGCUAUGAGGAAGACUAUGAUUGGGAUGGAGAAUAUUACAAGCAAGAUUCAACUGCCUACGAUGAGUGCAGAUCUAAGAGGAAAUCCAGCAGUUCACCUUCCCCUCGGCCAAAGAAGAGGAAAAAGAAGAAGGCAAGAAGACACAGUCGAGCUGACAGCCCGUCUCCAACCCGCAGAGACAAGAGGAAGAAAAGCGGAAAGAAGCACAAAAGAGACAGGUCCACAUCUGGCUCAAGGAGGAAGAGGAGACACAGAUCUGGGAGCCCCAAAAACAAACACAAAGACAAGAGCAAACAGAAGAAGAGGUGA